GCGGGCGGAGCCUUCAUGAGGCAACAUUGUCUCGGUAAAAAGCACUUAUCCAGCGUGGCACUAUUUUUCUUCUGUUCGCAAAAACUAACCAAAAACCUCCGUUUUCAGCAGAGAAGAGUUUGAUUUUUUUGGACUAAGCAACCCCAGAAGGAACUCUUAUGUGAUCUUCCCGAGGAUUUGCGGGGUAACUUCAGUAAAAAAGUGACAUUUUGGUUGAUUUCUCGACGCGAGCGGGUCCAGCUUGACGCUGAUAAGAGAGGCUCGACUCCAGCCCAACCGUCCUGACAUGGACACAGCGAUCAUACCUGAAAAGAAAAGGGUGAGUUCGGAGCGCAGGAAGGAGAAGUCGAGGGACGCGGCGCGAUGCCGUCGCGGGAAGGAGUCGGAGGUUUUCUACGAGUUGUCCAAGCAGCUGCCCAUCCCCCACAGCACCAGCUCCAACCUGGACAAGGCCUCCGUCAUGAGGCUGACCAUCAGCUACCUGCGCAUGCAGAAGCUGCUCUGCAUCGAUGAGCCAGUGGCAGAGGAGACAACAGAGCUGGACAUCCAGCUAAACGGCUCCUACCUGAAGGCCUUAGACGGCUUCCUGGUGGUUCUGUCUGAAGACGGAGACAUAAUCUACAUCUCAGAAAACGUCAACAAGUGCCUCGGCCUGGCACAGUUCGACCUGAUUGGACACAGCGUGUUUGAUUUCACGCAUCCCUGUGACCAGGAGGAGCUGAGAGAGAUGCUGGUCUACAGAAGCGGCUCCAAGAAAGUCAAGGAACCGAGUACAGAGCGCAACUUCUUUCUGCGGAUGAAAUGCACGCUGACGAGCCGGGGGCGCACCGUCAACGUGAAGUCCGCCACGUGGAAGGUAAAGCAAAGAGAAAUACCUGCAGAGAAGCAUUAAAGAUUUAAGCAAUCU
Poecilia latipinna (sailfin molly) is the source of this 907-nucleotide messenger RNA. Its product is annotated as hypoxia inducible factor 1 subunit alpha. Gene Ontology annotation, molecular function: DNA-binding transcription factor activity, RNA polymerase II-specific; protein dimerization activity; RNA polymerase II transcription regulatory region sequence-specific DNA binding. Bases 287 to 892 code for a protein of 201 amino acids. The transcript has 5 exons. The record is from RefSeq and is a predicted model, not a curated record. Gene Ontology annotation, biological process: cellular response to hypoxia; regulation of transcription by RNA polymerase II. NCBI's taxonomy places the organism in Eukaryota, Metazoa, Chordata, Actinopteri, Cyprinodontiformes, Poeciliidae. Gene Ontology annotation, cellular component: transcription regulator complex; cytoplasm; nucleus.